GGCAAAGCUCAUCAUGCAAAUUAAUCUGGCUAUAGCUCAGCACACAAAUUAAGGCUUAAAGAUAUAGAGAGAAAGAAACAACAUGUCGUCGACGACAAAACCAAAGGCAGUGAAGCACACCCUAUUCGUGAAGUUCAAAGAUGAUGUUACCAGAGAGCAAAUUGAGAAAAUCAUAAACGACUUCACUAAUCUGGUCAAUCAAGUUGAACCCUUGAAGAGCUUACACUGGGGCACUAAUCUGGGUAUUCACGACCUCAAUUUCGGAUAUACUCAUGCUUUUGAAACUACCUUUGAUGAUCUGGAGGGCUUGCAGGAGUAUCUUGAUUCUCCGAUUGUUAAUAAAUUCGCAGAAGGAUUCUUGCCAACCAUGUCGCAACAAUUUGUGAUGGACUAUGAACUCUACUAAAUCUUUACUGGGCAAUGAAGACUUAUUAUCUUGCUAUCAGAAGACAAGAUUCUGGUCUACUAUGUAUAAGCAAUAAUUGGCGGUGUUACCACCAAAUGUGUGCGGCAAUAAAUCUAAUUUGUUUUUUCA
Populus nigra (black poplar) is the source of this 535-nucleotide messenger RNA. RefSeq names its product stress-response A/B barrel domain-containing protein HS1-like. Gene Ontology annotation, biological process: pollen tube adhesion. Lineage: Eukaryota; Viridiplantae; Streptophyta; Magnoliopsida; Malpighiales; Salicaceae. The coding region runs from base 83 to 406 and encodes 107 amino acids. The record is from RefSeq and is a predicted model, not a curated record. The transcript has 2 exons.